This is a messenger RNA of Lentinula edodes (shiitake mushroom), 945 nucleotides long. RefSeq lists its product as uncharacterized. The coding region runs from base 1 to 945 and encodes 314 amino acids. The record is from RefSeq and is a predicted model, not a curated record. The transcript is spliced from 2 exons. NCBI's taxonomy places the organism in Eukaryota, Fungi, Basidiomycota, Agaricomycetes, Agaricales, Omphalotaceae.
AUGUCUUCGACAAUAUCGCUUUCAUCUUCAGCUUUUUCUUCUGUGGUCUCGGUAACCAAUUCUGCUUCUGCAACGUCUUCGACUUCAUCUAUCCAAUCUGGCACUCCUAGCGGCGGAAAUUCUACCGAUACUGGUUCAGGCUCGGAUGGCGGUGGAAGUCUUGCGAACUCUGCUUCUCUUUAUCUCUACACCUUCCUCGCCACGCUUGUUCUGCUCCUUGGUGUCUCCGCCGCUAUCGUGGUACGUUCUCUCGUUCUUAGACGACGCCACCGUCGCAUGGUCGAGGAAGCAAUCCGAAAUGGAACGUAUGUCCCACCAAGCGUGAUAGCUACUGCUCGAGGUAGGGUGGAUCUGGCUAUGAAACCAAAGAUGUGGGAGGCAACGGUCCGCAGUGAAUGGAAUGGGAAGGAAGGUGGCUGGGCAGAUAUUCUUCCGGUGUCUGCAUCGAUUUCGUCCACGUUAAAUCCACAAUCAAUUGCAGAUAACACUGGAGAUGCUUCUUCCGAUUCCGAUGGUGCCAACAAUCACAACACAACUUCGAGUCCCGCUCUUGGAACGAAUUCCAUGGCCAGUCGUCUUCGUUCAGCACCAGCAGCUUCUGCUCGCGUAGCUCUAGGAAUCUGGAGGCUCAUUUCACCUGGCUCCCAUCAUCCUUCUCAAUCCGAUCACAAUUUUUCCGCUUCCCACAACGCCCACCCUCUGGUUGAAACGAAAGCACAUCAAACACUGCCGCACGCAGAGAUGUCCGUGCCAACGCAUGUUGAAGUUGCUGUGCUGAUUGCGAUGCCUGGUGCUCUGGCGGUUGCUGCCCAUCGGUCAAAGGAAGGCGCUGAUGAAGAGGAUCUUCCGCAUGUCGAAGUGGGGAUGGCGGAGGUUAUAAUACCCCCUAAUACCACAGCUACACACAUCUUUGAAGAGGGAUCUUCCAGUGAAGAGCAGCCAUAG